GUGACGAACAGUACGCCAGCUAGUGUCCAGAUAAACGCGCCGAAGGUUGAAAUGCAGCGCAGCUCAACGGAGGGACCCAGUCAGUAUUCGCACUGCUUCAGUAGCGAUAGGACUCAAGAGGCACAUUUGAUCAGCAAAGGGGGGAGAUAUGGAAAGGCAAAACAACACGAGUAUUAAAGAGAGGUUUGCUCUGAGGAAUAGCCUGGUGAAGGAAGCCCUAGCAGAAUUCCUUGGGACAUUUCUGCUAAUUCUUUUUGGAGUCGGGUCGGUUGCCCAGGCUGUCCUAAGCAGAGGUUCAAUGGGAGAUCCACUCACCAUACACAUUGGCUUUACACUCGCAGUCACCAUGGCUGUGUAUGUGGCGGGAGGAGUUUCAGGUGCUCACAUAAACCCUGCUGUCUCUCUGGCGAUGUGUGUGCUGGGGAAGCUGAGCCUCUGCAAAUUCCCAGUCUACGUCGUGUCUCAGUUCCUUGGUGCUUUUAUUGGCGCCGCAGCAGUCUAUGGACUUUAUUAUGAUGCCUUCCUGGAUUAUACAGGUGGAGUGCUGACAGUUACUGGCCCCAAUGCAACAGCACACAUUUUUUCAUCCUACCCUGGCAAACAUCUUUCAAUCUUAAAUGGAUUUAUAGAUCAGGUUAUAGGAACUGGUGCAUUGCUCCUCUGCAUCCUUGCCAUCUUGGACAACAAGAACAAGGGCGCCCCGAAAGGAAUGGAGCCCUUGGUGAUUGGUCUCAUCAUCAUGGUUAUCGGGGUCUCCAUGGGCCUGAACUGCGGCUACCCGAUUAAUCCAGCACGUGAUCUCAGUCCAAGGCUCUUCACCGCCAUGGCAGGGUGGGGCACUGAAGUUUUCAGCGCUGGAAACCACUGGUGGUGGAUUCCUGUGGCUGGACCGCUGGUUGGAGGGAUGGUCGGAGCUGUGAUCUACGUGCUCUUCAUCGAGCUUCACCACACAGACCCUCAGAAGACUCCAGAAGAAGAAAACAGCAUGAAGGAUAAAUAUGAAAUGAUUACAAUGAGCUAAACUCCACAGACACCAAGAUUAGACCCAAGGAAAAUUCAACAGUGACAAUCAUAACAAACAGGUUCAUCCUCAUCUGAGGAGUGUCCCCUAACAUUUUCCAUCAAGUCUGGGUAUAACAUUCCCUUUAUCCUGCUCCCAGAGACACUUGGGGUGAAAAAGGGAGUUCUACUGAUUUAUCUGCCAAAAUAUUAGUUGCAGCAGCUUGAUUGGACAGAUCUAGUGAGCGAGUUGGUCUGUGCAUUAAGAGCCCCUGGCCGAUGCUCUUAGUUGCUGAUCUCUCUGCAUUGUUGGAGGGGAACAAUGUCAUCAGAGUUGAGGUCAAUUCCCUUUUAAUUUGACAUAGGCUUUAUUGAGCAAACAUACAUACAACUUGACAAACACAUGCGCAACUUGUCAACAGCACAUGGAAUUACACAGUUGUGUGUGUUUUCUCAAUAAAGCCUCUGUCGUAAAUGGAAUUGGAAUUGAUUCAUAGGGAAUUUACCCCAACUCUGAAUGUCCUCAUUCCUAUCAGCAUUGCAGGCUGAACAGCAUCUGCCAACACAGUCCAGUAUCACUGGCUCCCAGACAGGCACUGUCUGGUCGCUGUAUCUCAGCUGUUAUCGCUGCAAAGGUUGCCCACCUUGGUAAUAGUGAGUAGCACAAGGUGUUCAUUUUUUGGCAGGUGAGUCAGUGUAUAUACAGCCUACAAUUUUCUGUUUUUAUUGCAAUAUAUUAAUUAUUUCACUGCUUCUGCUGUAUUUAUUUGAAGAAAUAUUGAAGGAAUAAUCCAGUCUUUUAGAUGUUAGUGAUUAUCAGUAGAAAUGGGCUGUCAGUUUCUUUUUUGUAAUAGCACUUUAAAUUAAAAAAAAAAUAGCUAUUUUUAAUAAAUUAAAAAAUUUGCUGUGUAUUAUAAUCUGCUUUAUUAAGUAACUUAAAAAUACAGUGUCACUCGUGGUUUAAACAGUUGUUGCAUAUUAAAGUUGAAAAUAUAAAAUCUAAGGUUGUUCCUAUAAAAUGUGUUUAGUAUAACAAUUUGAGGCACGCUGACUAGUGGCAGGUUUCAAAGGGUGGGGAAGCUGGUGCAGCUCAUCCCUUGUAAGCAAACUGUCAGCAGUGUGUGAUUGCUGCUGCACAGAAGGCUAAGACUGGAAGAAUGCAGUAAACAAAACCAGGGAAUUAUAUCUUAGUCUUGAACUGCAGCUUUAUAUCGAUGGCCCUCGCCCAAGCUCAUUGUCUGGCAACAAGCACCGUGUGAAGAAUACAGCAGGGGAGCCAGCUGAUGUAAAGUUGAUUUACAGAUACAAGUCCAGGGUAUUAAAUCAGUGUGACAGCUUAAAAGAAUGGCUGGCUUUAUAAUGCCACUCCUUAAUGGAAGGUACACAUUUUAUAUAUGACUACUCUAGUUUGGUUUGCAUGUUUUGUUUUUUAAAGGAGUGAGCACAAAUGUGUGCUUGCCAUUUUCUGUUACAAAGAAAUGUUAAAUUUAAAUUGUAUAUUAGCAUACAAGGUAUAGAUUUUUUUAAAACAUAUUUUAAUGAUUUUUUUUUCAUAUUGUGCUGUGUAUAUUGAUAAAAAAGAGUGUUUUUCAGGUGAUGUAUAAAUAUUAUUAAGUAGAAUGCAUGUUUUAAAAGAUACUGUGUGAUUUUGUACAAUGCACCCAUCUUUCUUUGUGCACUAUAAUCUGAGUUGUGCCAUUCAGAACAAGAAGCACUUCCUUUCUAUUUGUGUACGUUACUGUCAUUGUCUUAUUUAUAUACACACACACACGCACUAUAUUUCUAUUUGAUUAUUCCAGAUAUCCAGUCUAUUUCUUGUUUCAUCAAAACCCAUGGUCCCAAAGAUAGAUAGGCUGUACUUUUGUAAGACAAUUAUAUUAUAUAUUAUUAUAAUAAAAUGA
Polyodon spathula (Mississippi paddlefish) is the source of this 2900-nucleotide messenger RNA. Its product is annotated as aquaporin-9-like. The record is from RefSeq and is a predicted model, not a curated record. The coding region runs from base 149 to 1021 and encodes 290 amino acids. Lineage: Eukaryota; Metazoa; Chordata; Actinopteri; Acipenseriformes; Polyodontidae. Gene Ontology annotation, biological process: glycerol transmembrane transport; water transport. The transcript is spliced from 6 exons. Gene Ontology annotation, molecular function: water channel activity; urea transmembrane transporter activity; glycerol channel activity. Gene Ontology annotation, cellular component: basolateral plasma membrane; plasma membrane.